Molecule: messenger RNA, 3167 nt
Organism: Gallus gallus (chicken)
Lineage: Eukaryota; Metazoa; Chordata; Aves; Galliformes; Phasianidae
Gene: TANGO2
Product: transport and golgi organization 2 homolog
Exons: 9
Coding region: 246-1076 (276 amino acids)
Biological process (GO): protein secretion; Golgi organization
Cellular component (GO): Golgi apparatus
Source: RefSeq, marked validated
CUGGGGCGAUUUAAUGCCGCGUCAGGUCGUUCCGUCGGUAAAUCCGUCACGUGAGCUGCCCGUCCCGCCGCCGUCGCUGAGGAUCUCGCGCCACCGCGCAGGGAUGGGGAUGGCGGCCAGGAGCCGCGACGGGGCGCUGUGCCGCGGUCAGCGGGGUCUGACGAGAUGCUGGAAGCGCGCUCGGCUGUUACAGGAUGACCUUGUGCUGAGCUUUUGUAGAAAAAACGAGACUUAAUCAUUCUUCAAUGUGCAUCAUUCUGUUCAAAUUUGAUCCACGGCCGGUUUCAAAAAAUGCCUACAGACUUAUUCUAGCAGCUAAUAGAGAUGAAUUUUACAGUAGACCAUCCAAAUCAGCAGAUUUUUGGGACAGCAGCAAUGAAAUCCUGAGUGGUCUGGAUAUGGAGGAGGGAAAAGAAGGUGGGACGUGGCUGGGAAUCAGUAAGAAAGGCAGGAUGGCAGCCCUGACAAACUAUAUGCAGCCAACAACUGACAAAAAUGCAAAAGGAAGAGGUGCUCUUGUAACGAACUUCUUGACUUCAGAUCUGGACUGUUACUCUUACUUGAAGAAAGUUUCAGUAGAAGGACAUCUUUAUAAUGGAUUUAAUUUAAUAGCAGCUGACUUGAAUACCACCAAAGGAGAUGUAAUUUGCUACUAUGGAAACAAAGGAGACCCAGAACCUGUUUUCUUAAAUCCUGGAAUAUAUGGACUGAGUAAUUGUUUGUUGGAUACGCCAUGGAAGAAACUUCAGUAUGGGAAACAGCUUUUCACAGAAGUCAUCAACAGAAGUCAAGACCUUGCCAAAGAAGACUUGGUGCAGGAGCUCCUUACAGUGAUGAAUAAUCAAGAGCCUCAGUUACCUGACCCUGCAAUUGAAGACCAAGGGAAGGAAUACAUACGUCCUAUAUUGAACAAGUAUGCAGCUGUGUGUGUUCGUUGCCCGGGUUAUGGAACAAGGACAAACACAGUCCUCCUCAUUGAUUCAGAAGGAAACGUUACUUUCACAGAGCGCACCAUGAUCAAUGAGGAUGUCAGCCAGUGGAAAACAAGCAGCUAUGAAUUCAAACUGCACAUGUAACAACUUUCCAUUUGAAUGCAUUGUAAUAAAAGCAAUGAAAGCAAGCUGUUAAGCUCCAGGAAAUGUUUUCUGUCAGCCUCUGGAAGCCAAAAAUAGCAAGAGAAGCAAAAGUUGUUUUAAAUAGGUUGUGUAAGCUAUCAAUCUCACAAAUCCUCUGCAUAAAACCAAGUUUCUUACUGUUUUUACAUUGUUGCAACUUCAAAACAAAUUUCUGUUCAUGUGGCUUUGUUUUAUCAUCUAAGCUUAAAAAAUUGUAAAACCCAGUGGAAAGUACUAACAGGAUACUGUACCUUGCAUAUAACUUCUUUAUUUUUAUUUCAGCCAGAGCUGAAAAUAUAUGCAGCUUCUUGGAGAAUCGACCUUCAGCUAACUUUCACAAUCUAAAUUUUGUCUAAAAAUUAGAUUUGUAUCAUGGAAUUGAAAGAAAAUCAGCUGCAGUUCCAUUUCUUUUCACAGAUUCCUCUAAUUUCUUUUCGCUCAGAUACAACCACGUACUGUAUGAUGCCUGAAGCCAAUGUCUAGCAGUCAUAGAACAUAAGAUCAGAGGGAUCGUGAAGCCACCUGGCAUAUAACACCUGCUUCCAGGGCAAGGCUGCCUUUGUCCAACAUGCAAGUCAUUGCUUUGUUUUUUCUUUUAAGUAUGUUUUAAAGAAAUACCAAACUUGUAUUCAAUUCAGAGGAGGAGAAAUGCUUACUGCUUUUGUUUUGUUUUUUUUUUUUUACAAAACUGCUCUCCCUUCAAUAUGUAAUUUUAAGAUUGUAAGCUGAUGCCAAUAUACAUUAAAUGAAUGUAUGUUUUCUUUGUAGCAUUAAGUGUUUUAGUAAUAUUUAAACUUUUCCCUAUGCCAUGGUACACUGUUCUGCCUGGAGAGGGUGGGGAGGGAAGAAUUUGUUUUGUUUACCUGUAAAUAGUACAGCAAUAGAUCUUAAAUACUCUCAAAUCUAGUUUUAGAACUAAGAAAUUAAGUUGUCACUGCUCAGUUCUAUUCAGUAGAAGUUUAAAAUUGUUUAUCUUUGAAAGGAAUAAAAUUCUGUACUGUGACAUCUGGUUUCCUGAUAAUCUCAUUAGCAAUAUUGUUUUUUUUUUCCUACCCCACCAGGCAGAUAAGGAGUAAUUAUGCUUGCAAAUGGACACUGAAUGUGAGGUUACAGUAACUUGAGACAGCCUUAGUGAUCUGCAUACCUGGACAUUGCAGUGGAGGUGAAAUUUGUAAUAAUCUAUUUAUAAUUUCAAAGAAAUCAAUGGAGAAUUCAGAACCACCUCUAGAAUGGAAUAUCUGUUGUAAUGUAACUUGUUUCAACCAUGCUAAAAAGGUCAUGCUACAGAAUUCUUUAUUUAAUGUCUUGUUUAAGAGUGUAUGUCUUUAAAAGUGGUCAUACCACAAGGUUUGGGAGGGGAGCAAACAGACAAAAACCCUAGCAAAUAGGGCUGUGAAGUUGAUGUGUCUUCAGUGGAAGCAGUAGGUAGUGUCUUCAGUGGAAGCAGUAGGUAGUGUCUUCAGUGGAAGCAGUAGGAUUAACAGGCAAGUAAAAAGGAAUAACCACCAUGUUCUGAGUAGCUUUGAUAAAAUGCCACUUCGUUCAACAUGCAUUUUGUUUCCAUCUCAUUCUGUGAUUGAUAUUCUUUGGCUUUACUAAUGAGUAUGAAUUAUCACAGUACUUACUAAAACUUUGCUUUAUUUGCCCUAUUAAAUACAUAAGUCUCCCAGGAAAACCUUGAUUUAUAUUCAAGCAUUAUAAAAGUCCGUGUGAAGCUCUGAUCUCUCUCCUGGAGAGUUGAAGCUAGAAGUGACAUUCGGCGAUGAUGUAUUUUGUGGUUUUUGUUUGUUUUUAAAUCUAAAGAAAAGCCUUGGACAUGGAUUUAAGAUCUUCUACUGAGGAUGCAAUUAUUAGAUGUGUGCAAUUUGAACUCCACUAAAUUAUUUUGGAUAGCAUAAAAAUAAUUGUUAUGAAAAUAAUUUAUGCAAUGUCCAUGGUUGUCUACUAAAAUUAAUAUGAAAUGUAAUGAUACUGUAUACUUGGUCUCUGCAAUUAUGAUUAUGUAACUGACUUACAAAAUACUUCAAGCAAAUAUAUAAGCUGGCCUUUAAG